GCUCAAUCCUCCCGCCUUCCUCUAUCAUGUGACCCUAGCACCGCCCACUACACCCUGAGCGUCCCAGUUGCUACACCCUCAACGGUGACGUCAGCAAGCUGCGCCGGACAGCACGUUGUGUGUGGAGCUGAGCUUCAGGCUGACACAAAACAUGUCAGACAGAGAAAGGGAUGUAACUGGGAGUGAAGAGGAGGAGGAUGGAACUGAAGAUGAAGAGGUUGGAAUGGAAGAAGAGGAGGAUGGGACAGAUGAAGAAGAGGCGGAUGCUGAGAAUGGAGAAAUGAAGACAACGGAGAGUAAGGAUGAACAAGGAGAAGAAGAUGCAUCUGAACUCCAUACAGAGAUGCUGGGUGACGAUGAAAGUCUUGCUGGUACAAAGAAGAAGAAGUCGGUUGAUCCUGGCAUCAUAUACCUGGGUCACAUCCCACCUCGCCUCCGGCCUCGCCACAUUCGAAACAUGCUGAGCAUCCAUGGAGAAGUGGGGCGUAUUUUUCUGCAGGCAGAGGAUCGCGCAAUUCGCAAUAAGAAAAAGAAAGCCGGCAGCAAUGCCCGCGACUUCACAGAGGGUUGGGUGGAAUUCCGGGACAAGCGCGUGGCUAAGCUGCUAGCUACAAGCCUGAACAACUCCUCUAUGGGCACACGGAAAAAGAACCGCUUCCAUGAUGACCUAUGGAAUAUGAAGUAUCUGCACCGUUUCAAGUGGUCUCAUCUCAGCGAGAGGCUGGCCAUCGAGAGGCAAGUGCGGAAGCAGAGAAUGCGUGCCGAGGUGUCCCAGGCCAAGAGAGAAACUAAUUUCUACUUACAGAACAUAGAGCGCAGCAAAAAGUUCUCCAAAGCUGACCGUAAGAGGGCACUGGAGCCAGAGGGCAGCAAAUUCCCUGACAAGCAGUGGAACUUCACGCAGCGCAAGACUGAGGAUGAAAUACAGGUCCUCAAGGCAUCUGGUGACAAGAAACGAAUCCAGAAGAGGCAGGAGCAGGCAGAGCGUGCACAGGAGAGAUCGCAGACGAAUCGCUCACUGCUGCAGAAAAUAUUCAACGCUUCUUGAGCAAGGAAAGAAAAUGGCAAAAUUUGAACUUAUUGCAGGCACUGUUCUAGGGGAGCAAACAAGCGUCCUUUCCUUCCCCUCUUUGGACAGCGGUGUUCUACACUUUCCAUUAAGAGCUUCUGUACAGUGUAAAUAUUUAGUACUUAUUUACCUUGCUGAAAUGAAAUCCAUCUUGAUCAUGCUUCACUAAAAUAUGUACAUAACGGACUUCUGACACCCACCAAAGAUAAAUGAACUGUAGCUCUACACAUGUAUCAUAAUAAAGUGGUGUCAAUUGCAGUUGGCUGAUGUUGCAAAGGUGUGGUGUGCCCUGGAUGAGCACCAGCUCUGCAAAUUGGCUUUGAGAGCCUUAAAUGUGACCGAUAACAGACACAAGUUUUUGGGCACUACCAAAAAUGUGGCAGGUGUAGGUUUUAGGUUUUUGUGAUGUGAUGGUAGCCUUUUCAAAAGAAUGGACUGCCUUAACAUGAUGCAUGUUAACUGCACCACAACAGACUGCCAUGGUGUAAAUGGGACCUUUAAAUUGACCUAUGAAAAUAGUCAUAUGGCUGCUGCUACUUUUGCUGGCUUGUUUUACCAUUUUUAUUUCUUUUAGGAGGUAAAAAAAAAGGGACAAUUCUCUACAUUGCAUGUUUUUUUUAUUAUGUGUUUGCUGAUUCUUACCUGCUUCUGUCAUUUGAAAGUGGCAGGGGUCUGCCUGUCAUUAACAUGCAAUAAGUGCCAGCACUAGCAAAAAAAGAAAACCUGCAUAUUGGCAAUCUGUCAAUGUACAAACCCUAUAGAUCAGGGGUCUCAAACUGGCCACCCCUCCAGCUGUUGCAAAACUACAAGUCCCAUGAGGCACUGCAAGGCUGACAGUUACAAGCAUGACUCCCAGGAAUUCUUCCUGCUGAGCUAUUGUGUUCUCCUAGCUGGGGGAACUGCCCCUGUCGUGAGAUAUAGUCGCUGUUAAUAAUCGCAUAUAAAAAUUUGGCGUGCUGGUUGUACCCAAGUUGAUCUAAUCAGUCUGCCCAUAGACCGUUCAAAUCUCCUCUGGUCCCAGCUUAGCCGGCCAGGAUUCAAACCAGCUAUGGCCGGCUUAAGUGACUACUGAAAAAAUACAAAGGCUGCUGUGUUCUUGUUAUGGGUCAGUAUUGACAGCCAGGCAACUAGCAUUUUUGGGAGGUCGGUGGGGCAGACAGACAUACAAUUUAUCCAAGUUGUUUUUCUUUCAGCAAGCCCGGGAAUUGCAGCGAGUCAGUCACUUUAGCAAGCUAUGUGCUGACCCCUGUGUGUUCAUUCACUGUUUUAGAUCAUUUCCAGUUAUGUACACCCAUGAUUACCAAAAUGUGGCAGACACCAAUAUUUUUAUCUAUUAUUGCCAAUUUGUCUUCUAGCUGUAACAUAUUAUGAAUUGUAUUAGGUGUAUUCUAUAUGAAUAAAUUAUCAUGAACUAUC
Rana temporaria (common frog) is the source of this 2485-nucleotide messenger RNA. It is a transcript of the gene ABT1, whose product is annotated as activator of basal transcription 1. Lineage: Eukaryota; Metazoa; Chordata; Amphibia; Anura; Ranidae. Gene Ontology annotation, biological process: endonucleolytic cleavage in ITS1 to separate SSU-rRNA from 5.8S rRNA and LSU-rRNA from tricistronic rRNA transcript (SSU-rRNA, 5.8S rRNA, LSU-rRNA); endonucleolytic cleavage to generate mature 5'-end of SSU-rRNA from (SSU-rRNA, 5.8S rRNA, LSU-rRNA); endonucleolytic cleavage in 5'-ETS of tricistronic rRNA transcript (SSU-rRNA, 5.8S rRNA, LSU-rRNA). The record is from RefSeq and is a predicted model, not a curated record. Gene Ontology annotation, cellular component: nucleolus. Gene Ontology annotation, molecular function: RNA binding. The coding region runs from base 152 to 1048 and encodes 298 amino acids. The transcript has 4 exons.